AUGAGGGGUUUGAUAUUAGCCUUGGUUUUAACCCUGGUGGGGAGCCAGCAUCUUAAUUACCAACCCGAUUUCAGUGAAAACAAGGUUUAUACAUUUGAUUAUGAAAGUGUGCUUCUCAGUGGACUUCCAGAGAAAGGACUUGCACGAGCUGGAAUAAGAAUAAAAAGUAAAGUGGAAAUUAGUGGUAUUGGGCCCAAACUUUGUCUUAUUAGGAUACACUCAAUCGAAGCAGCAGAGUACAAUGGUGUCUGGCCUACAAGCUCAUUCUCUCGAUCACUGAAACUGACCCAGGUACUAACCGGGCAAUUUAGUAAUCCCAUCAAGUUUGAGUAUAGCAGUGGCCAUGUUGGAAACCUUAUGGCUCCUGAUUCUGUCUCAGAUGAUGGUCUGAACAUCUACAGAGGGAUUCUGAAUGUGCUGGAGCUAAGUAUAAAGAAGAUGCAGCAUUCAUACAGUUUACAGGAGGCUGGGAUUGGAGGUAUUUGUAACACAACGUAUGCAAUUCAGGAAAACAAGAAAGCAAGCCUAGUCUAUGUGACCAAAUCCAAAGACCUGAACAGUUGUGAAGAGAAAGUUCAAAUGGUCACAGGUUCAGCAUACACUCACCCAUGCCAGACCUGCCAGCAGAGAAACAAGAAUUCCCGGACAACUGCUACUUACAAUUAUAAAAUUAAAUAUACACGUAAUGAAGCUGUAAUUACACAAGCUGAUGUUGAGGAAAUCCACCAGUUUGCGCCCUUCAAUGAGAUAACAGGAGGAAAUGCUAUAGUAGAAGCAAGGCAGAAACUUGUCUUGACUGAUGUGCAGAAGCACAUGGCAGAGGUCCCACCAAAAGAAUUCCAGAAUCGUGGGUCACUUCAGUACCAGUUUGGCAGUGAAUUGCUUCAGCUUCCUGUCCAUUUAUUCAGAAUAAAAGAUGUGGAAAGCCAGAUAGAGGAAAGCCUGCAAGACCUAGUAGAGACCACACCUGAACAGCUUCCCAGCGAUGCACCAGCGAAAGUCCUCAAGCUUAUGCACCUCCUCCGUGUAGCAAAUGAGGAGAAUUACGAGUCGGUAUGGAAGCAGUUCUCGAGUCGGCCAGCAUACAGGCGCUACAUUUUGGAUAUAAUUCCUGCAGUUUCCAGUCACCGUGCACUCAGGUUCCUGAGGCAUAAAAUGGAAAGGCAAGAACUCACCAACUGGGAAGCAGCUCAGACAGUACUUGUGGCUCUGCACUCAAGCACGCCAACUCGGGAUGUGAUGGAGGAAGCAACGCUCAUCAUGAAAAAGCAUUGCCCACAUUCAAGUACUGUACUUGGAAAGGUUUGCCAUCUCAGCUAUGCGUCAUUGUGCCACAAACAGUGCUCUUCAUCAGACUCCUGCUCUGAAUGUCUCCAGCUACUUCAUGGAUUUGCAGGAGAGGCAUUGAGCAAGUCUAACACAGAAGAAAUUUUCCUGGCUUUGAAAGCCCUUGGGAAUGUAGGACAUCCAGCCAGCAUCAAGCACAUCAAGAAAUUUUUGCCAGGAUAUGCAGCUGGUGCUUCAGAUUUGCCACUCAAGGUCCAUGCAACUGCUGUGAUGGCCCUGCAAAACAUAGGUCUGAAAGACCCAAAAAUGGUCCAGGCUAUUACCCUUGAGAUUUUCCUGAAUCACAAAAUUAAUCCUCGGAUCCGAAUGUUAGCUGCAGUGGUUUUGCUUGAAACCAAGCCAGGUCUUCCAAUAGUGAUGACACUAGCUGAUGCUGUGCUGAAGGAACCUAGCAUGCAAGUGGCAAGUUUCAUCUAUUCCUACCUGAGAGCCCUGGGUAGAAGCACAGCUCCAGAUCUUCAAGCAACGGCUUCUGCUUGCAGAAUGGCUAUCAGAGCAUUAAGUCCCAAAUUUGACAAAUCUGGAUAUCAAUUCAGCAAGGUGUUCCGCUUCAGUAUGUUUAAAGAGUUCCUUAUGAGUGGACUGGCAGCUAAAUAUUUGGUAUUGAAUAAUGCAGGCAGCUUCAUUCCAACGAUGGCAAUGUCCCAGCUGCGGACCCAUUUUCUCGGAAGAGUGGCUGAUCCCUUGGAGGUGGGAAUAACAGUUGAAGGACUGCAGGAGAUGUUUGCUAAACCUUACUCUCCUGACAGGGUCUGGGAGACGGACUACAACUUCAAGGAAAUCCUAAAAACGCUCUCUGACUGGAAGGCAUUCUCCAGUGACAAACCUUUUGCAUCAGGCUACGUGAAGAUGUUUGGCCAAGAGUUGUUCUUUGGUGGACUUGAUAAAAUUGCCAUCCAAAAUGCAUUGCAGGCAUGGUAUGGACCUGACGAAAAAAUCCCUUUGAUAAGGAGAAUAAUCAGUAGCCUUCAAAGUGGUGUAGGGAGGCAGUGGACCAAGGCUUUACUGUCCUCUGAGAUCCGUCAUAUCGUGCCCACCUGCACUGGGUUCCCGACAGAGACCAGCUUCUAUUACUCUUCUGUCACAAAAGUGGCAGGAAAUGUUCAAGCACAGAUCACACCUUCUCCAAAGUCUGAUUUCAGAUUGUCUGAGUUACUAAAUGCCAACAUUAGGCUGCGAUCCAAAAUGAGUCUAAGCAUGGCUAAGGAGAUGACCUUUGUAAUGGGCAUCAACACACAGGUGAUACAGGCAGGGCUGGAAGCACACAUGAAAGUGAAUGCUCAUGUACCUGUGAAUGUUGUUGCCACUGUCCAUAUGAAGGAAAAAAAUAUCAAAAUUGAAAUUCCACCAUGUAAAGAUGAGACUAACAUAAUUACUGUAAGGUCUCAGACAUUAGCUGUUACACGAAAUAUUGGGGAUUUGACUGCUAGUAAAAUGACUCCAGUUCUUCUACCUGAAGCAGUGCCUGACAUAAUGAAGAUGUCCUUCGAUUCAGAUUCUGCGUCAGAUGAGACUGAUACCAGGGACAGACAGUCUACAGAUGUUUCAUCAGGAAAUUCCUUUUACUUUGGACAGUCUUCUUCCAGAAAAGAGCCAUUUGUUCAGUCCUUGUGCUUCAAUGCAAGUACAUUUGGGGUUCAAGUGUGCAUUGAGAGGAAAAGCAUACAUGCAGCAUUUAUCAAAAACGUGCCUCUCUAUUACCUAGUUGGAGAGCAUGCCCUUAGAAUGAGCUUCAAGCCAGUUUACACAGAAGCACUUGAAAAAAUAAAAGUCACAAUUCAAGCAGGAGACCAAGCUCCUACAAAAAUGGUACGUUUAGUAGCAUUUGAAGAUCCAGAGGCACAAGUAUCUACCCGCAGAAAAAGAGUGAAGAAAAUCCUGGAUGAUAUUUAUGACCAGGGGACAAGAAAAUCCAGAAGUUCAUCGUCCAGUGCCAGCAGCGCCAGUGGAAGUGCCAAGAGUACAGCAAGCAGUCCCUCCAGCAGCAACUCUGACAACAGAGCAUCACAGGGAGACACACAGAUAAAUCUGAAAGCAAGAAGAUCCAAAGUUGAAGAAAGGAAAUUCUACCCCUUUGGGGACAGCGUCAUUAGCAGCAGCAGCAGCAGUAGCAGCAAAAGCAGCAGUAGCAGCAGCAGUAGUAGUAGUAAGAGCAAAAGCAGUAGUAGUAACAGCAGCAGUAGCAAAAGCAGUAGCAGUAGUAGCAGCAGCAAGGGCAGCAGUAGUAGCAGCAGCAGCAGUAGUAGUAGUAGUAAGAGCAAAAGCAGUAGCAGUAACAGCAGCAGUAGCAAAAGCAGUAGCAGUAGUAGCAGUAGCAGUAGCAGCACAGGUAGCAUCAACAGCAGCAGUAGCAAAGCAUCUAGUAUAAAGCGUAAGGCUAAGAAGCAGUUCAAGACCACACCAUUUUCACCUGCGAGCGCUGCUGAAGGAGAGAGAAGUGUCCGUGAGCAGAAGCAUAAAACACAGAGUAGCAGCAGCAGCAGCAGAAGCACCAGCAGUGGCACCAACAGCAGCAGUGAAAGCAGUAGUGCUUCCUAUCGCCACAGCAAAUAUGACAGACAAGCUGAGAGUAGUCAUGACAUUUCUACAGAAUGGGCAUAUCACCUUCCAAAAGUAUACCAGCUCCGCUUCAGAUCCACUCAUGUCCAUUGGCAUCCAGAUCAUAAGAUAUCAAGCAGCUCUUCAUCAUCUUCCUCUGAGUUGGGAAGCAGCCACCUCAACAGCAGCAGCAGCAGCAGCAGCAGCUACCACCAUGGAGAAAGCUCUGGCCACAGCUCAAGGAGCCCGGUAAACGGAGGAGUCAGCAGGCAGCGCAGCCAUGGUUCCAGCCUGACACGAGAGCGCAACUUCCUGGGAGACGUAAUUCCACCUGGCGUUACGAUUGUGGCACAGGCAGUAAGGAGUGACAACAGAAAUCAAGGUUAUCAAGCUACAGCAUAUGUUCGUCCUGAUGCUGCCAAAGUUGAUGUGCAACUAGUUGUGGUUCAGCUGGCUGAAACCAAUUGGAAAGUGUGUGCUGACGCUGUAAUACUGCCUCUGAAAGCACAGGCCAGACUAAGAUGGGGCAAAGAGUGCCGGGACUACAGGAUAGCAGCCGUGGCUACCACAGGCCAACUGGCGAAGAAGCCAGCUGUGCAGCUGAAGGUGCAAUGGGGAAAUCUUCCAUCCUGGAUAAAAAAGACAAGCACAGGAUUCAUGCAAUACGUUCCCGGUGCAGCACUCGUGUUGGGCUUCUCAGAAGCACAUCAGAGAAAUCCAUCUCAUGAAUUUAUAGUAAGGGCAGCUGCCACAUCUCCACGAACAAUUGAUACAGUAAUUAAAGCUCCUGGGAUAACACUUUACUAUCAGGCACUCCGAAUGCCAUUCACUCUGCCCUUAGGCCCAUCUCCAACUUACAAGACUAGAGAUAUCACUGCCUGGAAUUUAUUUCCUGAAAUAGCUUCGCAAAUAGCACAAGAAGAUCAAUCCACAUGUGAAGUUAGCGAGGGAGAUUUCAAAACAUUCGAUCACAUGAGCCAUACAUAUUCUUUCAAUAAAAGCUGCAACCUGAUAGUGGUCCAGGACUGUACUGAACACCCAAAAUUCAUCAUUACUACAAGAAAGGUUGAUCCUCAGUCUUUCUCAAGAGAGGUUCACAUAAAUACAACCUCAGUGAACAUCACAAUCUGUCCUGCCGCAAAUUCAUCUCUCCUUGUGAAAUGCAAUGAAGAACCAGUUCUCUCACACAAUGGAGUUUCUGGGUAUGAAAAAGACAGUGUUAAAAUUUAUAAGAAUGAAACAACAGUUAUGGUGGAAGUUCCAACACACGGACUGAAGAAUGUGACUUUUGAUGGUGUGAUCCUUAAGGUUACUGUUGCUUCAUGGUUGAGAGGAAAGACCUGUGGAGUUUGUGGAAAUAAUGACAGAGAAAAGCACAAUGAACUCCUAAUGCCAAAUCAUAAGCUGGCACACAGCUGUUCUGCUUUUGUUCAUUCAUGGGUAUUGCUAGAAGAAACUUGCUCCAGUGGGUGCAAGCUGCAGCGCAGUUAUGUGAAGCUGAAUCGAAAUCCUACUAUUGAUGGAGAGGAAUCUACGUGCUACUCUGUUGACCCAGUACUGAAAUGUAUGAAAGACUGUACUCCAAUCGAAAAAGCUUCAGUUAAGGUUGGCUUCCACUGUUUCCCAAAAGAUACUGCUGUAAGCCUGCUGGAAUGGCAGAGAAGCAGCGAUAAGAAAUCUGCAUCUGAGGAUGUUGUGGAGUCUGUGGAUGCUGACAUUGAUUGUACCUGCACUGGUGACUGUAGUUAAGCUAAACGCUUUAGUGUUGUGCUAUAGAUGUACUAUACGAAUAAUUGAAUAGCUGGACAGAUAAGAAGGGAAUG
Molecule: messenger RNA, 5708 nt
Organism: Athene cunicularia (burrowing owl)
Lineage: Eukaryota; Metazoa; Chordata; Aves; Strigiformes; Strigidae
Product: vitellogenin-1-like
Exons: 35
Coding region: 1-5634 (1877 amino acids)
Biological process (GO): lipid transport
Molecular function (GO): lipid carrier activity
Source: RefSeq, a predicted model, not a curated record